Alternaria arbusti is the source of this 759-nucleotide messenger RNA. RefSeq lists its product as uncharacterized. The transcript is spliced from 3 exons. NCBI's taxonomy places the organism in Eukaryota, Fungi, Ascomycota, Dothideomycetes, Pleosporales, Pleosporaceae. The record is from RefSeq and is a predicted model, not a curated record. The coding region runs from base 1 to 759 and encodes 252 amino acids.
AUGAUCGAGACGCUCAAAGAAAUGAAGCACGGCAAGAGCGGCAGUUACGAGAGCCUGGCGCUGGAACGAACGGCGAGUCAGAUUCUCCAUCGCAUGGAGGACAAAGACUCGGAGGACUCUCUGGAAAGCACGCGGACAAGAGUACUCGCUUGCAUCGUCGAGCACAAUCCUUCGAGUAGAUCCUACGUACACUGCUGCUCUGCGAAAGAGGACUCGCGUCUCGGUGCCAUGGAACACCUGCUCGUCAUCACCGAAGAUCUGCUCCAGCGACUUAUGGACGCCGAGGGCAUCACGAGUAGUGGAUGGUUGCCCGCCACGCCACAGUCACAUCAUGCAGCGAUGUACGGGAGUGCGCCGGGCAGUGUAGCGGGUGGAGGUAGCGUGGCAAGCAGUGUACAGCCAAGUCGAAGGGGCAGUGCUCAACCUCAGGACCUCCUCAUCGACUACGCACAAGGCUCACCACAGUUGAUGCAACAGUCACCCCAAUUCUCACCGCCCGCCCAGUCGAUGCCCUCUCAAACCCCCUUCGUCAACGACUUCAACACGCCCUGGUCACCUCACCACAUCCAAAAGCCCAAGCUCCCUAGAGGCAGCAGUGACACGGUCUUUCACACCACGGCCAACACUCCCAAGCCAGUCGUCCAAACGAUCCCUAGGACUAACAGCGAUAUUAUUCAGCAGCCUAAGCCGGUGCCAAUCGGCCAGUUUCAGGGUCCUGGAAGAGGCAGGGUGCAAUGGAAUCUGGGCUCUGAAGGAUAG